GACUGAUGCUCAGCUCACCCCGUAGCCAAUACUGCCGAUAUCGUAUCGUUCGGUUGGGUGGAGGGCGGUUAACGCCUUGACUUUACUACAGAAGCUAUAGCGCACAGUCCUAGUCUACUCGUUUAGAUGCUUCCAUUCUCUCUCAGACGCAAACGGAAUCAUCAGGAAUCAGGUGCGCGCACCAGCCGCUCUCGCACUCCACCGUACUCACCCUUUCCAUCCACACCGGAGAGGAUCGCGCACGGCGUCUGGUUUCAGUCGUGAUGUUGCUGUAGGUUAAGUGCAACCCCCCGUAGCACCGUCGGUCAGAAAACUAGCGAUACUUUACAGCAAAAUGCAGUGGACAUGAGAUGGCACCUUUUGAUACAAGUCAGAUCCCGGAUUCUAUGUGCAGAACCGGGAAUGACAACAGCUGGAAAUGGUGAGGAGCCAUGUCCGUGGAUGUCACAGGCGGUCUCUAGUCAAGCACAACUGUGUGAGUGUGACUACUCUGUAAACUGCUCUGAGGGUAAAUCGACAACGUGCCACGGCAGAGUAAUAGAUGGUGUGUCCACCUGAGGUAGUCCGAGUAUCAUCAUAUCUGACUGUUUGCUAGGCCGGGCGGCUGCUGUUUUGUGCCUCCCGGUAAAUCAUCACUGAAGCGAUUUGGUCACAGACGAGCACUUGCAUGUCAAAUGAAUUUGUCAGUCUUCAAAUUUAUUUUGACAGUGUACUAAGGUGAGGACGUGUUUUUCUUUUUGGCGUUCAAAUCCGUCGCAACAGAUUCAACACAUCAAUUAAUCAGCGCGCGGAUCCGUGCAGUUUGUGUUCUAUCUAUGCACGCGAGUUCCACCGACUUGCAAACCUGCGCCUGGGAAAGGACUUUUCGCCUUUUAUAGCUGGAUAUGUUCAGAUUAACGUAAAGGAUGGAUCUAAUUAUAUUUGUACUGGGGCCCCUGACACUGUUUCUGCAGGGUAUCCAUGGCCAAGGAGUGUACGCGCCCCCUACUGUUCGUAUCGUGCACUCUGGCCAUGCCUGUAACGUGGAGGAGGAACGCCACACUGAGAGGGUGUACACCAUCCGGGAGGGGGAGACCCUGGAGCUCACCUGCCUGGUCACCGGACACCCACGGCCUCAGAUCCGCUGGACCAAAACGGCGGGCAGCGUGUCGGACCGCUUCCAGGACUCGAGCGUGUUCAACGAGACGCUGAACAUCGCCAAGAUCCAGAGGCACCAGGGCGGACGCUACUACUGCAAGGCCGAAAACGGUCUGGGCUCGCCCGCCAUCAAGUCCAUCAGGGUGGAUGUCUACUACCUGGACGACCCCGUGGUGACGGUGCACCAGAGCAUCGGCGAGGCCAAGGAGCAGUUCUACUACGAGCGGACCGUGUUCCUGCGCUGCGUGGCCAACUCCAACCCUCCCGUCCGCUACAGCUGGCACCGCGGCCGCGACGUGCUGUCCCAGGGCUCCGACAAGGGAGUGGAGAUCUACGAGCCCUUCUUUACACAGGGGGAGACGAAGAUCCUAAAGUUGAAGAACCUCCGUCCUCAGGACUACGCCAACUACAGCUGCAUCGCCUCCGUCAGGAACGUGUGUGGCAUUCCUGACCGGAGCGUCAUCUUCAAACUCACCAACAAGACAGCCUCCCCCUCCAUCAAGCUGCUGGUGGAGGACCCCAUCGUGGUGAACCCGGGCCAGACGGUGUCCUUGGUGUGCAUCACCACGGGCGGGGAGCCGGGGCCCGCGCUCAGCUGGCACGGCAGCUCUGACGGCCUGCCGGACAAGAGCGUCCUGAAGGGCGGCACGCUCACCCUGCCCGCCGUCACCUCCGACGACGCCGGCGUCUACAGCUGCGUCGCCAGCAACAACGUGGGGAACCCGGCCAAGAAAUCCACCACCAUCGUGGUCCGAGCUCUGAAGAAGGGGCGUUUCUGGAUCACUCCAGACCCGUACCACAAUGAUGACAACAUCCAGAUAGGACGAGAGGUCAAAAUAUCCUGCCAGGUGGAGGCGACGCCCCCCGAGGAACUGACAUUUGGUUGGCUGAAGAAUGGGCGGGCCCUGCGUAGCUCUGAGCGAAUGGUGAUCACCCAGACAGACCCGGACAUCUCUCCUGGAACCACCAACCUGGACAUCAUCGAUCUGAAGUUCACAGACUUCGGCACGUACACCUGUGUGGCGGCGCUCAAGGGAGGGGGCAUCCCUGAGAUCAGCAUCGACGUCAACAUCUCCUCCACUACUGUUCCCCCCAACCUGACAGUCCCCCGGGGCAAGUCGCCCUUGGUGACCCGGGAAGGGGACACAGUGGAGCUGGAGUGCCUUGUUUCAGGGAAGCCCAAGCCCAUCAUCCUGUGGUCUCGGGCCGACAAGGAGGUGCCCAUGGCGGACGGCAGCAUGCAGUCGGAGAGCUACGACGGCGUGCUGCGGAUCGUCAACGUGUCGCGGGAGAUGAGCGGCUCCUACCGCUGCCAGACCAGCCAGUACAACGGCUUCAACGUCAAGCCCAGGGAGGCGGUGGUGGAGCUCAUCGUGCAGUACCCUCCGUCGGUUGAGCCUGUGUCGCUGGAGGUGCGUCAGGGUCUGAGCAGGCCCGUGGUGCUGACGUGCCGGGUCCUGAGAGCGCACCCGUCCAGGGUGCUUCGCUUCGAGUGGCGUCUGGGGAACCGCCUGCUCAACGCCGGACACUUUGUGGACCAGCGGGACGAAUCGGAGCACACCAUCCGCAGCCUGAACCGGGAUGGCUGGGGAGUGUACACCUGCGACGUCAUCAACGAGGCCGGGGCGGGACGCUGCACUUUCACCGUCACAGGGAAGGCCUAUCCUCCAGAGUUCUACUACGACACCUACAGUCCGCUGUGGCAGAACAGGCCCAGGGUGUAUGGCUUCAAGCUGCAGUGGUCCCAGAUGAACCCUGGUGCUGUGGAUCCCAUCAUAGCUUACAGGCUGGGCAUACGACAGACAGGGCUGCAGCGGUGGUGGGAGCAGGAGAUCCCUGUGGAGGGUCCCAUCGCCAGCGGAGAGCUCAUCACCCACAACCUGACAGAGCUGAUCAAGCCGGAGGCUUACGAGGUGCGUCUCACCCCCAUCACUCGCUUCGGAGAGGGCGACGCCACCAUCCGCAUCGUCACCUACAGCGCUCCAAUCAACCCCCACCUGAGAGAGUUCCACUGUAGCUUUGAGGAGGAGCCUAUCUGCAUGUUCACACAGGACAAGAAUGAUGAUUUUGAUUGGUUGAGGCACAGCGCCGCCACCCGUGACACCAAGUACACGCCCAACACGGGGCCCAGCGGGGACCGCAGUGGCUCCAAGCAGGGUUUUUACAUGUACAUCGAGACGUCUCGUCCUCGCAAGGAGGGCGAUCAGGCCCGGCUGGUGAGUCCUUUCUUCACCGUCGCUCCCAAGAACCCCUACGGCAUCAACAACCCCCCAGCCUACUGCUUCAGCUUCUUCUACCACAUGUAUGGGAAACACAUCGGGACCCUGAACGCCUUCCUGAGGCAGAAGGGCCAAACCGCCUCUGAUGGCCCCGUGUGGUCCUUAAGCGGUCACCAAGGUGACCGCUGGAAGCAGGCCAAAGUGAGCAUCCAUCCGACUGCGUCCUUCCAGGUUGUUCUCGAGGGGAUUCGAGGCCCUGGCAUCGAGGGAGACAUCGCCAUCGAUGACGUCACCCUCGAAGAAGGAGAGUGUCGAAACCCACCAACCAAUCUCAGCUCCGCGGCUCCACCCACGAAUGCCCAUAUAUGGCCGUUGAGCAUCACCUUGGUGAUGACCUUUCUGGGGGGUCAAAGGUGACCAUACAGCGCGUCGUUGUCUGUUGUUGGAGGAGGAGGAGGACGAGGAGGAGGAAGUCCAGACCAACGUCUGUGAGCUAGAACCCUUGGCAUCCAAUCACCAAAGAUCCAUGCAUUCUAAAGGCAGCAGAGGGGCCCCUAAUUGAGGACCACAGAGGAAUGAAAACUAAUAAAACCGAGAAAAAAAAGGGAAAAAAUGACACAAAAGGUAAUAAAGAAUCGUUUUUUGUUUUUGUUUUUUAAGAGACAUCUUUUACAGAAAACGCUCCACAGUGCUCCUUAGUGAGAGCGUUACCCAGCAGAGCCAGGGUUUGGUGAGGAACAAGCCUGUACUUUGUGGCUGUUCACAAGCAUUGAGAGAGGACUAUUUGUAAAGCACAAGGACAACUUUGCCAGUUCCAACAUUUCUUUGUCUGGGAAAUAAGACAUUUGUGACUUUUUGAAGAAAAAAGAACAAUUUCCCAGCAUACAAACACACGCCGUCUCUGGAUCACAUUGUUAUUAUAUCUGAUUCUGAUACUGAUUCUGAUUUACUGGCACCUGAAUGCCAGUUUUCCCUCUGCCCAACCCCUCGCCACACUCUGAUCCUUUUUGUUUUGGCUCGGUGCUGAAAUGUAGAAAAUAGAAACACACAAUAUUUAGU
Hypomesus transpacificus is the source of this 4415-nucleotide messenger RNA. Its product is annotated as MAM domain-containing glycosylphosphatidylinositol anchor protein 2-like. The transcript has 18 exons. NCBI's taxonomy places the organism in Eukaryota, Metazoa, Chordata, Actinopteri, Osmeriformes, Osmeridae. The record is from RefSeq and is a predicted model, not a curated record. Gene Ontology annotation, biological process: homophilic cell-cell adhesion. Gene Ontology annotation, cellular component: plasma membrane. The coding region runs from base 906 to 3773 and encodes 955 amino acids.